AUGGCUCGUGAGGACAUUUUUAUAGUAUUGGUUCACCACAAGGGAUCGAUUAAGAGAAAAACUCGGUCCGGUGUGAAGUUCACCGAUAAGGAUUCUGUCUGUAUUAUCGUGAGUUCUACGACGACCUAUGUUGACCUUGCUAGGUCGGUACUGCUGAAACUUGGUCUGGAUGGUCAUGUUUCUUUGUCGACGGCAGUUUCCCGAAGUGCGGACACCGGAGCUGUUGGCAAAGCUGUCCCUGCGUACGAGCCACCCGCCCCGCCUGUCGCCUCCCAUUCGUUCGCUGUUGAUCUCAACGGCAGUGUUGGCGACGAGGUUGGAACAGCGGAACUUCUACCUACCUCUGUACACUGUGCUGCACGGGCUGGGGCUGGAGAUGGAUUGUUUAAUGAUCUAGAGGACGAUGAUGUCGAGCCAGAUAUGAUUGCUGAUGACAGUGGCGAUGAUAUUGGAGCGAGUGAGCUUGCCGGUGCGGGUGGUGGUUCUAGCUCUGGCAAACAGCAGUACCCUCCAUAUUUUUCAUCUUUGGACCUGGAGGCCAUGAGGCAGGCUGGGGUACCUGGGGAGCCUGCUGGAUUUGGUGCUAGAGAUGCAGAAGGGUCAACUGGUAUGGCAGAGUUCCAGUUCGGGAAUGGGUGCACAUGGUUGAUUCGGCUGAGUCUCCCGCAGCGCAAGGGCAUUUGGGAGGUCAAACGGUACAAUGGACCACAUACUUGUCUGGCCAGCUCUAUCUCCAGCGAUCACAGGAGUUUGGAUUAUCAUGUGAUAUCGAUAUUCAUUAUGCCCAUGGUUAGAGCCGAUGCAUCCGUCAGCAUCAAGGUGCUCCUAAAUGCGACUGCCUCAUACUAUGGGUUCAGGCCUACGUACAGGAGGGUCUGGAUGGCGAAGCAGAAGGCUGUUGCGCUCAUUUAUGGUGACUGGGAUGAGUCUUACAACGAAAUCCCAAGGUGGGUGUUAGGAGUGCAGCUGACCAUGCCUGGUUCUAUUGCAGUUCUUCGAACUAGCCCUGUUUGUGUUGGGGGACAGCUGAACAAAUCUCAGGCUUAUUUUCACAGACUGUUCUGGACUUUUCCACCGUGUAUCGAGGCAUUUUGUCAUUGCAAGCCGUUAGUGAGUAUUGAUGGGACCCAUCUAUAUGGCAAGUAUGGGGGGUACUCUGCUUGUUGCGAUUGCACAGGACGGGAACUCCAAUAUACUCCCUGUUGCAUUCGCACUAGUCGAGGGUGA
Molecule: messenger RNA, 1227 nt
Organism: Arachis duranensis
Lineage: Eukaryota; Viridiplantae; Streptophyta; Magnoliopsida; Fabales; Fabaceae
Exons: 4
Coding region: 1-1227 (408 amino acids)
Source: RefSeq, a predicted model, not a curated record